UAUUUUCCUGCUUGUCAUAUCUUAUCGUGUACAAAAAAAAACUAGGAAAUAAAAAGAUAGAAAAGCGUUGACAACCUUGUAUAACAUAUCAAAGAGAGUACAUUUUAAAUUUAUAGAGCAAAGUGCAAAUUUUCCCCUUUUUAGUGAUGGCAUACUGCAUCAGCAACUCACAUCAAUCAAAUCAUGACCAAUGGUCAAUGCAAAUAUUUUAUAUCAAACGAUUGAAGCAACGAAAGAAAAAAAAAACGCAAAUCAGCAAAUUCAGCAUUGAGAUUUGAUUGAUGUUACUUCAAUCAUACGUCCGAGCUAUUCAAUCUGUUUUUGUUUAAUGGGCGGUGAUUAUUUUGUUCAGAUUCAUACACAACUCGUGCUAUAUAUUUUUUUUGCUUCUCUCUCUAUCUCUCUUUCACCGUGUCAACUAUUUCAUUUUACAAUAUAUUUUACGACUUCGACGAAAGGUAUGCGUAAUAGUGUCUGUUUCGGUUCGUAUUCGCUAAAACUGCUGUCAAAUUUAUGUUGGAAUGUAAUUUGUAGUGUGAUGUUGAACGAAUUAUAUGUCAUUUAAACGAGCAAAUUUUCGUAUCUAUGGCACAUGACACAAGCCGAAAGGAAAUAAACUGUUUAUAGGCACGUAUUCAACGUAAAAUUCAGCCGAUUCGACCGAUUUUAUUUAUUCAAUUAAUUUACAAAAAUGCUUUACGAUAAGAGAAACAUUAUUAUUAGCACUGGAAACAUUCUGAAUGUUAACAAAAAGGCAGGCCAAAAAACCAACGAAGAAUUAUUCGAUUGCCUAAGUUUGAUAGCAUCAGAUCCGGUGAUUGACGUCAAAGCUGGCAUAAUAGCGCGAAACAAUGACGAUUUGCUGGUGAAAGUAAAAGAAUUUGAACGAAAUAACAUUAAAAUUGGCGCUAAAGUAUUUCUAAAUCAUUCGAAUCCGAAUCUAUUGCAUGAUGCAAUCGAUAGUUUGUUGAAAUUGCUUGAGAUUGAUCAUUUGGAUAAUUUAAUAUUGGCCUAUCAUCCAUUGAACGAAACAAAUGGCAUCGAAAAAUCAAAUGGCCAUCAAAAUGGUACAUCACUCGGUUCGUCAUUGUCGAAAGACAGUCUUUUCACCUGGAGUGAGAAUCCAACGGCCGUUGAUGAGUUGAAAAUUUUAUGGCAAGCCCUUGAAACGUAUGCAGACGAUAAACGAAUUUGUCAAUUGGGCAUUGCUGAUUUGGAUACGGACACACUUAUCAAUUUGUAUGCGUCGUCUCGUGUUAAACCGGCCAUUUCACAGAUCAAUUUAAGCGCUUGUUGUGUUGUGCCGCCAUCAAUGCAGGAAUUUUGUGCAAAAAAUGAAAUUCAACUUCUGACACACAGCGAUUCCGAAGUGAUUAUCGCAAAAAAUUCAUUCAAAGAAUUGAAUAAUGAACCUUUCAACCUUCAACCAUUCACACCGACAUGGACAUCACGCUAUCAAGUACACAUAAAAUGUCGUGGCGUUUUAACGGCCAAAGGAUUUUUAUUGGGCGCGGCACGUAAUUGAAUUGACUUUUAUUGAAUGGCAAACAUGCCUUUUCAACACUGCACUUCGUCAAUUUUACUCUAACAAUUCCAAACAAAAUGUAUAACAUUUUCGAUGGAUCGAUUCGUGAUUGUGGACUUCAAUUCAGUGAGAAUGUGUCUUUUAAAAAAAAAUGUUUUUAAAAUCAAUUGGUGCCACCAAUAUGAAGAGAGAGAGAAAAAAAAACUUUGGCACGAUGAAAUUUAUUUCAAACUUUUAUUAACCAAAAAAUAUAUAUAUAUGCAAAAUAUAACUAGUAGUACGUGCAAUUGAAAAAGCGAGUAAAUCGUUACUUUUAUCAUUGUAUUGACAGUGAAUUCAGUUUACUCGUGAAUUGCAUUUGUUUGACGAAUGACAAAGCCAGCUAACCUGUCUUUAGAACAACAACAACAAAAAAGAACGAAUUUGAUUUCAUCUUUAAGAUAGUAUUACUAGAUUUUAUUACAAUGCAAUAGAAUUCAAUUGUUAGAUUUAUCAACAACGAUCACAAUAGCACAAUCCAAUGCCAUUGAUGGUUUAAUAAACAAAAAAUCAGUUCAAA
Messenger RNA from Contarinia nasturtii (swede midge), 2084 nucleotides. It is a transcript of the gene Gclm, whose product is annotated as glutamate--cysteine ligase regulatory subunit. The coding region runs from base 692 to 1525 and encodes 277 amino acids. The transcript has 4 exons. The record is from RefSeq and is a predicted model, not a curated record. NCBI's taxonomy places the organism in Eukaryota, Metazoa, Arthropoda, Insecta, Diptera, Cecidomyiidae. Gene Ontology annotation, cellular component: glutamate-cysteine ligase complex. Gene Ontology annotation, biological process: glutathione biosynthetic process. Gene Ontology annotation, molecular function: enzyme regulator activity; glutamate-cysteine ligase catalytic subunit binding.